UCUAUUUUAUCCCUUUCCUUUGGAUCAAAAGCACACAACCAACUCAAUAACAAUGCCUGCAACAUGUUUCCCUUUGUACACCUCUGCAACUUCCAUCAUUAACACCACCUUAACCCCGAAGCCGUCUUCUCUCGGCACCAAGAAAUUGCCUUCAUGUCGUCGUCGUCAUCAUCGUCAUCGGUCUUUGGUGUGCAAAGCUUCGGCUAAUUCGACGACUUCUUCGAUAUUCGAUUUCGAUCUCUAUGAUCUUCUGGGAAUCGAUAGCUCCUCCAAUCAAUCCCAGAUCAAAACGGCUUACCGUUCGUUGCAGAAGCGUUGCCACCCUGAUAUCGCCGGACCAACGGGGCAUGAUAUGGCUAUCGUUCUUAAUGAAGCUUAUUCGGUUCUGUCUGAUCUCGGUUCUCGUUUGGCUUAUGAUAAGGAACAAGCAAAGAUGGCCGAGCUGAGGGGAUAUACAGGGAAGCCUUUAUACUCUGUGUGGCUCGGAUCUGAAAGUGAACGACGAGCUGUGUUUGUUGACGAAAUCAAGUGUGUUGGUUGCUUGAAAUGUGCUUUGUUUGCCGAGAAAACGUUUGCUAUUGAGUCCGUGUAUGGCCGAGCUCGAGUCGUCGCUCAAUGGGCCGAUUCCGAACAUAAAAUCGUCGAAGCUAUUGAAGCUUGCCCUGUUGAUUGCAUUUCCAUUGUGGAGAGAUCGGAGCUCGCUGCGCUCGAAUUUUUAAUGUCGAAGCAACCUCGAGGCAAUGUUCGAGUCGGUGUCGGAAAUACGGUUGGUGCCCGUGUCUCGAACAUAUUUGUUGAUGUGAAGAAGUUUCAGACCAGAUACUUUGAUGCCGUGGACAAAGCUGCUACUAAUGCAUCCGACGCGGAUUGUCGUCGAGAAGCGAGGAUGUCGGCGAUUAACGCGAUCAAAUCGAUUUCGAGAUGGUGGUAUUGGCAAUCACCCAAUGCAGGAGCACCAGCAACCGGAUCUGAACUAAACUUGAUACGCAUUUCCCAAAAGUCAUCUGAACCGAACAUCAACAAACUCCGUGAUGCUGCUGCUGCUAGAAAACAAGCAAGAGAGAGUCCGAGAACGACUAGAACCCGAGUCCCGUCGAGUUAUUUGUACGACGAUGAGUAUUGGCUCCCAUCAAGACAAGCUCUUCCUGCUUCAAUUGAAAACAACAGCACCUCCAGAGUUGCAUCGAAGCCUUCGAAAACAACCGAGAGCAGCAAAGUGGACAACUGGAGAUACGAAAAGGAUAGGAGGACGAGAAGCUCGAUGGAAUGGGGAAUCCCAAUGGUGGCUGCAACGGUUGCUGCUGUUAUAGUUCGACUGCAAGUCGGAGACAGAGUGGCCGGAGAAAUAACCGAGCACGUAGGCGGCUCAUUGGCACUAACAAUGGUUAAUAGCUCAUGGUCACAGGUUAUUCUAGCAGGGAUCACAUGGUAUUUGAUUGCAUCAACGAUGGUGGGGCUAAUGAAAACAAUAAGAAACGGAUAAGAGAUUCAUAUGGGAAAGUUUGAAAGAUUUUCAUAGAUUGUUAUACAAUGUCUAAAGUAUUUGUUAUUCC
Molecule: messenger RNA, 1553 nt
Organism: Hibiscus syriacus
Lineage: Eukaryota; Viridiplantae; Streptophyta; Magnoliopsida; Malvales; Malvaceae
Product: chaperone protein dnaJ C76, chloroplastic-like
Exons: 4
Coding region: 53-1483 (476 amino acids)
Source: RefSeq, a predicted model, not a curated record